CCCAACUCAAAUUUGGAUAAAAUGAAAUGUAUAACAAACCCCCCCAAAAUCACGCCCAAAAGUCAUCGUACAAGCGCGCAACACAAUUUCUCACACUAGCUAGGGCUUUUCCUCUACCCGCAGUCAGGAAAAAAAAUGGCGGAUAAUGGUGGCCGGAGUUUGAGGAAACCGACGUUCGUGAAGGUGGAAAGCCUGAAGCCCGGUACCAACGGCCACACUCUGGUGGCGAAGGUGGUCAACUCCGAGACCGUGGUGCAGAAGGGCGCCGCCGUGUCGCCGCACCCUCGCGGCAUCCGCGUUGCUGAGUGCCUCGUCGGCGACGAGACGGCUUCCAUCCUCUUCACCGCCCGCAACGAACAAGUUGAUAUGAUGAAGCCUGGAAAUACUGUUAUCAUCCGAAAUGCAAAGAUUGACAUGUACAAGGGGAAGAACAUGAGGCUGGCUGUUGACAAGUGGGGCCGCAUUGAGGUCACCGAACCUGCUGCCUUUGUGGUAAAAGCCGACAACAAUCUCUCACUUGUUGAUUACGAGCUAGUGAAUGUUGGGGAGUAACACUGGAUAAUUUUAUCAUUGGCUUCUCGGUAUAAACAUAUAAAAACCUAGGAUUUUGUUUCCGAAGCUUUGGUCUGUCUAUGUAUUGUUGUGGGUUAUCUUUUUAUGUAUUAAGUGCUAAGGACUUAUGUCGGAAAAAUUCAUGGGUUAAGUUUAUGGACUGGGCAGGGAAAGCGUUUUUAGACUUCUGGCACAGCUUUGUAGGAAGAAAAAACAAAUGUUGCUAAUUAUUGAUGAUGAAAGCUCUUUUAGGAAUUAAGUUGUGGCUAGGGGUGAGCAUCGGUGCGGUU
This is a messenger RNA of Striga asiatica, 842 nucleotides long. Lineage: Eukaryota; Viridiplantae; Streptophyta; Magnoliopsida; Lamiales; Orobanchaceae. The record is from the annotation of a GenBank genome assembly.